AUGACACCAACAUUCACGAUCGCUCACUGCGAUUUGGUGUCAGAUCUCCUGCAGCAAUUACUCAAAGGCAAUUCAGACACUCACCUCAUCGUCUGUGCAACCAGAUCCGAGUUUCUGGUGCAACUUACAGCAGCCAUUCGCUCACAGCGUGCUGAUCCAGACACUGCCGCAAGACAUGACCUGCUUACAAAAACUAUCGGGCUGCUUGCACGGUCCAGCAAAAUACAGCUGGCAUUCUGCCCGAGUUUAGAGAGUCUUCGGGCAUAUCUUGCCAUUUUUAGUCCCGCUGUCGGAGCGGCUACCGAGGACGGAUCACUUUCCCAUGAUCGACACCUCCUUGCUGUCCUUGAUAUGAUGGCGUUGCAUGUUACGACUUCGGAAUUCUCAGCACAGGGACUUUCAAGAACACUUGCUUCUGUCGUUGAGGCUUCCUCUAGGAUGGGGAUGGAUCUCCGGCUUUAUGAGUGCAUGGAUGCUCUAAGCCCUUCAAGUGCUGUUCGGGGAGGAAAGCUAUGGGAUGUGAACGUUCCCUUACUGAAUGGGUCAGUUCGAAUACGAUCAGACCAAAAUACCUGGGGUGGACGAGGUGUUACCGUGAGACGGGUUGCCGAACGCUGGUUUGAAUUUGACCAGAACCAUUGA
This is a messenger RNA of Penicillium vulpinum, 642 nucleotides long. RefSeq lists its product as uncharacterized. The coding region runs from base 1 to 642 and encodes 213 amino acids. The transcript has a single exon. The record is from RefSeq and is a predicted model, not a curated record. NCBI's taxonomy places the organism in Eukaryota, Fungi, Ascomycota, Eurotiomycetes, Eurotiales, Aspergillaceae.